AUGCUAUGUGUGCGGAAGUCGUCGGGGGACGAGCUGAUCUCUAUUCCCCUGGAGGAGGUUAGUGACGUGAGGAGCGUGAAGCGCCGUAUUGCUAGAGUGUACAGGGUGUCACGCUUCAGACAGAAGCUGGUCCAUGGAGCCACCGUCCUGGAGGAUGAUAUCCAGAUAGAUGAGCCCAUGGAUGUGACACUUUCACUGCUACAUUGGGCCACCGACUCUUGGGAGCGGAGAAAUGAGCUCGUCGACGCGGCGGAAGAUGGCCUUCUGGUAGAUGUUGAGCUCAUGCUGCAAAGGCCUCAGAAUCCAAACUGUCCGGAUCAGCGUGACACGCUGCCCUUGACGAUGGCAGCAAGUCAGGGCCAUGCAGAUGUGGUGAGUUUGCUCUUAGAGGCUGCAGCAGACCCCUCCGGUCAGGGAGACCAGGCGGUAUACUGUGCAGCUGGCCCUGGAUACACAGAGAUUGUUCAAUUGCUGCUGGACGCCCAUGCAGACACGGACUUCGUGGACAACCAAGGCGACACGGCUCUGACUUGUGCCGCCCGCAACGGCCACACAAAGAUUGUGCGUCGGCUUCUUCAGACUCGAGCGCGGGGGACCAAUCAUGCCCUGCCCUGCGCAGUGGCCGAGGGCCAUUCUUCCAUCGUUCGCUUGUUGCUCCACGCCGGCGCGAACCAGAACUUCCCGGACGCGUACGGCGUCCCAUCCCUGGUCCUAGCAGCAAACGGGGGCUACCACGACAUCCUGGAGCUUCUGCUCCAGUUUGGAGCCGACAAAGAUUCGGCGUGCACCAGCGGCUUCACAGCCCUCAUUCGCGCAUCUCACCAGGGUCACGUGAGUAUCGUCCGGGCGCUCCUCCAGUCCAAAGCGGCGGUGAACGCGGCAACCCUGAACAUGGACACGGCCCUCAUGCGCGCAGCUGGGCAGGGCCAGAUGGAGGUUGUGCGGUUGCUAUUGGCGGCCGGGGCUGAUAGGGAUGCAGUGAGCCACAAUGGGGACACGGCCUUGAUUCGAGCAGCUUGCAAUGCUAGGCUGGACGUGGUCCGCUUGCUGCUACAAGCGGGCGCUGACAAAAACCUUGCGAGCAACAACGGCGAAACAGCCCUCAGCCGAGCACAACGCAAGGGCCACAAGGAAGUCGAGCGUUUGCUCUCCGAGGACGCUCCGGCAGAUCUGGAUGACGACUCGGAUCCUCCUGAGAUGAACGACAUUCGGGGAGAAUGCGAAGAGGGUCUGGGUCUUGUAGCGCCAGACUCGAAGUAG
Symbiodinium sp. CCMP2456 is the source of this 1260-nucleotide messenger RNA. The record is from the annotation of a GenBank genome assembly. NCBI's taxonomy places the organism in Eukaryota, Dinophyceae, Suessiales, Symbiodiniaceae.